Archocentrus centrarchus (flier cichlid) is the source of this 4076-nucleotide messenger RNA. RefSeq names its product G protein-coupled receptor, class C, group 5, member C (gene gprc5c). Gene Ontology annotation, biological process: G protein-coupled receptor signaling pathway. Gene Ontology annotation, molecular function: protein kinase activator activity; G protein-coupled receptor activity. The transcript is spliced from 5 exons. Lineage: Eukaryota; Metazoa; Chordata; Actinopteri; Cichliformes; Cichlidae. The coding region runs from base 251 to 1417 and encodes 388 amino acids. Gene Ontology annotation, cellular component: intracellular membrane-bounded organelle; signaling receptor complex; extracellular exosome. The record is from RefSeq and is a predicted model, not a curated record.
AGGCACAUUGUGAGGAGAGGCUCGUGACAGGCUUCAGAAACUUUUCCUGUCCACCUCUGUGGAAGCGCUCGGACCAGCUCUGCUGCACUUUCUGCGGAACUUGUUUCUCUCCGGAUGAUUUACGUCCAACUCGCGGCAGGUGAAGAUCAACGAGCCGCGCCCAGAAAUCUGCCGAGAACAGCCAGACAUUCCCUUUUUGUCCAUCUGAACAGGUGCUGCCAGCGUCCUAGAGCAACUCGUCUCAGGCUCCAUGGCCACCAACAUCACCCCUAAGGGCUGCGGCCAAAAUUUGGAUUCCAUUUAUUAUAAUCUUUGUAGCCUCAACGAUGUGUGGGGCAUUGUGGUGGAGGCCAUAGCAGCAGCUGGCAUCAUUUUCUCCUUCGUGCUCUUCAUCUCAGUGCUGGCCAACUUGCCCUUCGUUAAUGACUAUAACCGCAAGAGCUCAGUGGCUCUUCAUGCCUUCUUCCUGGUCUGCACUGCGGGUCUUUUUUGCCUAACCUUCACCUUCAUCGUAGGACGGGACUUCUCCACAUGUGCUUCACGGAGGUUCCUCUUCGGGGUGCUAUUUGCCGGCUGCUUCGCCUCUCAUCUGAUGCAGUGUGUGAGGUUGAACCUCCUGGCCAGACGGAACAGCGGGCCUCGGGUUUGGGUCUUGUGUCUUGGGGCAUUGGGGCUGUGGUUGGUGGAGGUGAUCAUCAACACAGAGUGGCUGGUAAUUACAAUUGUGCCCUUCAACGCCACAGCUAAUAUGAACAGAUCUAUGGCUGUACCUUGCGACAUCGCCAAUGUGGACUUUGUCAUGGCGCUGAUCUAUGUGAUGGUCCUGAUCCUGGCCGUGGUGGUGGCAAGUCUGACCAUCAUGAUGGGCAAAUACACACAGUGGAAGAAAGAAGGCACCUGCAUCCUUCUGACAAGCCUGUUCUCAGUGGGUAUUUGGGUGGUGUGGAUCGUCAUGUACUUGUAUGGGAAUGGGAAGACAGGCGGGCCAACGUGGGAUGACCCCACCUUAGCCAUUGCUUUGGUGGCAAAUGCCUGGGUGUUCAUCCUGAUGUACACCAUUCCUAAUAUCUGCUGUUUAACCAGUAACAAUGAGAAUGAGCAUGAUUACGAAGAAGAUCUUUACCCAAGCCAAGGAGUCGGAUAUGAGACGAUCCUAAAGGAACAGUCCUCCAAGAACGUGUACGUGGAAAACAAGGCUUUCUCUAUGGAUGAGCCCAACCAAGACAAGCCCGUGUCUCCGUACAGCGGCUACACCGGUCAGCUGCGUAGCUCAGUCUACCAGCCCACUGAGCUGGCUCUCAUUACCAAAGCAGUUGGAAAUCACCAGCAACCAUCAGGCUUGUCCUUUGACAUGGUCAUUCCCAGAGCUACCAUCGGCUUUGCGGCCAACAGCGGGAGCAGCACCCCCUCGACAUAAAAUGAGGCCGGGGACACAGCACAAACACAGAGAAGUGGGCAUGGUCUGCAAAGGACAUCCCAAUGGUGAACAUGCCACAGCUCUCCACACCCCAUCAGAGUAACUUUGGCUCACAUCGUCUUAUUUGUACUUGCUGAGUUUGUAUGUGCUUUUAUUCAUGGUUCCCUGAGCUGGCUCUAAGAGGAACCUUCAUCCCCUAUAUGUGGAGAUGAAUGAGAGGUCAUCCCACUGAUGGAAAACAGAUAAACCUCCUAUUGACUGAUUUAUUAUGUUUCUCUGGGUAUCAGACAGUCAAGAGUUUUAUUUGAAAGUCAAAGCGCAGGGAUGAAACUGCAGCUUUGCUGCAGAACAAAGACUUUGUGCAAUAGUUGGCUUUUUCUGACAGGGAAGUAUGAGCUCUCUGUUGGACCCAAUCACACAGAUGAAAGUGGCAUUGCUGAUGGCAGAAAAAUUGUGGAGGACAAUAGUCAAGAGUAAAUAUUUCACGUGUCUUUGACUUAAUGUGAUUUUCACUUUACACAUUAAAGAUAAAUUUCCUACUUGGUUUAACAUUCAAACAACAGGAGGAUUGCAUUCAUUUAGACUAGAAGGAUAUUUUGUACAGUUAAGUUUAAUUAUUGACGUCACUGUAUAUUUUUUGUGCUUGGUUGUGGAUAUUGUCAAUCACGAAGUUCACUCAUGAAAUUAAGCUACUGGUUUAGAAUUAAUGUAAAUGUAUAAUGUUGUUAAUGUGCCAUUGGUUUUAUGUUGCAUGAAAGUAUUGGGUAAAUGUAUAUAUUUAAUACUGCUUAAAGCACUACUGAGACCUUACUUUUACUUUAAUUAAUUCUUGUGGGUAUGUCAUUUUAAGAAAUAUAGAAAACUGAUAUUUUUUUCUUCAAUUUUGUCAUUCUUGAAAGAAGAGCUUAUCAUUGAAUCUAAAGUUACAAAUGGCAGCUUUACAUAUAAGAACUUUGUGCUAUUUUCUGAGCUAAAUUAGUACUGGCUGACACCACAUAUGGGGUAUUUUACUAUGUUAACUACCAGAAUCUGGCACUAUAUUAAAUUUUAGCUGUUAAUUACCUUUACCAAUAAAAAUGUCUAUAAUAAUGUCUAUACCAUUAGCCUUAAAAUUCCACAAUUUAUAUACAAAAUUUGUUGAUAUAUCAUCAAAAUGCAAUUGAUCUUUUUUACAGAGUAACUGUAAUGAAAUCUAUAUCUAAAGCCAUAGGCAGUGGAUACAUUAGCAUAAAUAUGAUAGUAUUAGCAAUGGCGUUCUGUCAGGGCAAGCAAGGUAAGCAGUGCUUGUUCAGUGAAAUCUAAAAAAAAUAAAAUAAAUUUAAGUGAAAAUUAUCUCUUUGUAUCCAUCCUUUAAAUUACAGCCAUCUUAUGGCCACAGUUGGCUGUUGUCUCUGGAAGCAGGCUUAACUCUGCUUGACUCCAAUUCCACUGAAAUCUGUAGUGCCUGUUGUUCUGUCCAUACCCUGAUAACAAAAGCUUUAGCUGGGAAAGGUGAGAGGCCAGCAGCUUUUUCUGGUUGUUUUUGCACGUGCAUUGAGGAUAAACCUCUGGAUUUUGAUGGGAGACUGAUGAAGAUUAGCAUGCUAUACAACCUCCUGCUGGCUAUGCUUUCACUGUUCUGAGAUCAGCUCAGAUAUCUGUACGUUUGGGAACAGAGGGUUAGUGAGUAAACAAGUGCUCUUAUUUAUCAUCUUAGAUAAGUUUUCUCUUGCUAAUCACCUUAAGCAACAUACGAUAUAGAGGAGUUAGAGUGUCAUGUGAAGUUCUUACUAAGCCCUUCAGAACAUUAGCAAGGAAAGCCUGUCUCCUACCAUAAAUGGUUGAAUAGAAGAGGCAAACUGAACAGGUACAGGCUGUACCAACAUUUUAAGAUGACUCUCUAUGGGAUACAAGUCAGUUGAUUAAAUGUACUAAGUUUAACCAGUUGUUCUGCUAAUAUGCCACCUCAAUUUACAAGUCAGUCUACAUUCCUAUCCUAAUCGAUGGUCAAGACCUUUGGGUAGUGACACCUUGAACUCCAGAUAAACAGCAAAAAAAAAAAAAGUCUGGAUUUGUAAUUUCCCUGUAGAUAUUGAAAGUUGUCUCAUAGUGCUCCAGCCCUUUAAUUUAGCUCUGAUUAUUUAAUUUUAUUGUCAUUUUGUUAUAUUAUCAUCUCUGCUUACCUUUCUGUGAACAUCACCACACGCCACUGGUGUGAAGCAUAGCUACACUGAAGUCGUUGUCAUAGUUAAGUAACACUAAGAUUUAAUGAUGUGAAAAAUGUACCAGCAUGUAAUUGCCCUUUAUCUGCAGUAGACCAACAAUAUCUACUAUAUAUUGACACAAAAACACAUGAAAGAAACCUUUUCAGAGGAAAACGUGUCUAGCUGAGGCUAAGCAAAGAAAAGUGGACUUCAGUGCCUUUAUUGUUUGGAAUUACAUAGACUGUAGGCACAGAUUGUUUCUAAUGUACAGCAAAUAAUAAUCCACUUGUGAUGUUAUAAAUCAUGUGUUUUCUAAUUUUUUAGAGAGUGCAAUACAACACUAGAAUGAAUGAAAAUCAUACUGCAUGUACAAUAGUCUGAUGCAGGAGAGAGAAUUGCUAAUAUGUACACUACUGCCUAAGAAAGCAGAUGGCUUUGCUUGAAACUGAACUACGUUUUGCCACAGUAAUACAAAU